AUGUCUCACAACUUUGAGAAGUCAGUGAAGGGGGCUACCAAGGUGAAGCUGGCGGCCCCUAAAUCGAAAUAUAUCGAGCAUAUUCUUGUGGCAACGCAUACAGGCGAGGCUGGAGUCGCAGAGAUAUUCCGAACAUUACAAAUUCGAGUUCGCGAAUCGACGUGGACGGUUGUUUUCAAGUCGCUAAUCGUUGUUCACCUUAUGAUACGGGAGGGGCAAUUGGACGCCACAUUACAGUUCGUGGCAGAGAACCCGAACAAGUUAGCAAUCAGCGGAUACUCAGAGGUACAAACACAGGGACAUAAUAUCCGACGAUAUGCCGACUACCUCCUGGCGCGCGCAAAAGCGUUUGAUUCCACGAAGACAGACUAUGUUCGCAGCGGACAGGGGCGGAUGAAACGGUUGACGGUCGAAAGGGGCCUCCUGAGGGAAACUGAAAUUGUUCAGAAUCAGAUUCGGGCUCUGUUACGUUGCGAUCUCUUGACAGAUGAAGUCGAAAAUGAGAUCACGCUCACAGCAUUCCGAUUGCUUACCUUGGACCUACUGACUCUAUACUCGGUUAUGAACGAGGGCACAAUCAAUGUUCUGGAACAUUAUUUUGAGAUGUCGCGGCCGGACAGCGAGCGAGCUCUCGAGAUUUACAAGACAUUCACCACACAAACAGAGGAGGUAGUUAAAUUUCUGGGCGUUGCUCGGCACUUUCAAUCAGCGACUCGACUGGAAAUCCCCAAACUCAAACAUGCUUCGACCGACUUGACGCGCCUUCUGGAAGACGAUCUCAAUGAUCCCGAUUUUAACCUCCGUCGUAGGGAAUAUCUUGCUCGAAAAGGUGUGAAGAGUGGGGGUCCGAACACGGCGCUGACAAGCAAUAUCACCGGGGGCAACCAAAUUCCCAGUCAUUCAAGUUCUACCCCAAGCCGACCCCAAACAGAACCCAAACCUCAGAAGAAGGCGAAUCCUGCAGACCUAAUCGAUUUCUUUGACUCGAUCGAACCCAACCCGCAGCCGAUGACCCAACAGAGCGCAUUUCAACAGCCUGUUCCGACACAGCAUCCGCAAGGUAUGCCAUUUCAGCCGACGGGCUUUCAGCCUCAACAGACGGGGUUCUACACCCAGCAGAAUGGAUUUCAACAACUGCCCCAAGGCGCCCUAUUUUCUCAGCAGACGGCCUUUGGGGGACAAUUUCCUCAGCAAGACAACAAUCAGUUUGGUCAAGCUCAAAUUCCACAGCCUAUCCAAGCUACCCCAACCGGUGCCGGUUUUGGCGGCUACUCUGCGCAGCCACAGACAUACGGGUUCCAAAACCAUCUCAGCCCCAUUCCGCAAAGCGAUGUUGCAUCAUUCCCACCACAGCAACAACCUAUGCUGGGUGUUCCACAGCCGCAGCAGCAGCAACAGCAAACGACGAAUCCUUUCAGGCAGUCAAUGUUGAUGAGCACGCCAACAGGAACGGCGCUGCCAGCUGCGCCAAUAAACCGACAGAACACGAAUCCAUUCGCCAGACGCCUCUCGACCGUGAAUCCACAACUUAAUGCUGGCCCUGCUGAAGCGGCUUCCCUGGGGCAGCCACAACUGCUUCAACCUCAACGAACAGGGACCAACCCUUUUGCUCGAAGCGCUUCCGUCCCUCCCCAACAAGCCCAAGGGUUGCAGCCACCAGCGGCCGCGCCUUUGCGGCCGAAUCCGACAGGAAGCACCAAUCCUUUCCGGCAGAGCGCCUUUGUCAACCAACAGACUGGCCAGGGAUGGCAUGUCAGCGGGCAGCAGGGGACAAUGGGCGGGUAUGAAGCGUUGGAAACGGUACCAGUGUUCCCGCGGCCGGGAAUGGCGUAG
Molecule: messenger RNA, 1833 nt
Organism: Aspergillus clavatus NRRL 1
Lineage: Eukaryota; Fungi; Ascomycota; Eurotiomycetes; Eurotiales; Aspergillaceae
Product: ENTH domain protein
Exons: 5
Coding region: 1-1833 (610 amino acids)
Biological process (GO): clathrin-dependent endocytosis; vesicle budding from membrane; clathrin coat assembly
Cellular component (GO): clathrin-coated vesicle; clathrin-coated pit
Molecular function (GO): phosphatidylinositol-4,5-bisphosphate binding; 1-phosphatidylinositol binding; SNARE binding
Source: RefSeq, a predicted model, not a curated record